Molecule: messenger RNA, 1468 nt
Organism: Acanthoscelides obtectus
Lineage: Eukaryota; Metazoa; Arthropoda; Insecta; Coleoptera; Chrysomelidae
Source: the annotation of a GenBank genome assembly
CGAGUACCGAGGAAGUGCAUGUCGCAAUGUUGACUGUGAAUCGUGUGUGGAUGCUGGUGAUCGGAAUUCUGGAGGUACUACCAGUCCAAGGCCACGAAUGCAGUUGCGACUGUCCCACACCUCAGCACCACCAGCAACCGUAUCAGCUUCCCGUGCAGCUGGUCUACUUAAACCAUGCGCAUGCUGCACAUGGAGUAGGCACUGCGACUGGAAGUCAGUUGUUGCUGUAUGCCAAUCAUCGAGCUCAACAUCAUCCACAGCACAGCCAUGCACCUGUGAAUGUCAUUGCGCAUGAACCUCAGCAGCAUCAUCAUCAUCAGUACCAGAAUCAGUACACACCAGCUCCUGUCAAUCAUGCUCACCAAGACCAGCAUGAAGAAUAUGGUGCUUCCCAACCAGUAGUGUCCAAGGUUUCAAGUCACCAAGAUAACCAUUACAUCAAUAUAGAACAACACAUCUCACCUAAGUUACAUUCUGAUAAGACUUCUGACGAAGAUCACAAAGAUCAUCAUCACGACAAAAAUGUAUACUACAAAUUCGAGUACGAAGUGAACGAUCAAAAAACGCAUGACGUCAAACAUCACAAGGAGGAGAGGAAAGGUGACGUAGUCGAGGGAGAAUACUCCUUGUUGGAAGAAGAUGGAAACGUCAGGACUGUCAAAUAUUACGCUGACUGGAAAAACGGAUUCCACGCCAAUGUUCAUAAUUCUAAAAAAGCAGGCUAGGCUUCUGAAAGUGAAUUUUUGUUCUGUUCUUAAUAAUAAGUAUAGUUGUUGCUUAGAACGACGGAUAUGUCUUGACUUUAAGAAGGGAUAGUGCCAUAUCUAGAAGGGGCUCUUCAUGUAGAUGGUUGUGUUACGUUUAAGACCAGAAAAACCCUUAUAAAACUAGUAAAAAGACUAUAGCUAUUGCAGCCAGUAUGAAAUCACGUCAUGAACUAAUCAGUAUGUUUUUAAUGUUUGGGCUAAUUGAAGGGUAUAUUUGGGGUAUUGUGCGGGGUUUUGUAAAGUAUAAUAUUACGAGGAUAUAGGUUGCGGGAGACCGCACUUAAUUGUUCAUUUUCUAGCAAUUAAGUAAAGGGAAUUUAGUGAUUCCCUGGGAACUCGGAAAACAGUGUCGUCCGUUAAUAUUCAUGAAGAGAUGAGGGACGCUCUGUUUUAUUUUUAGUCCAAGUCUGACGUCAUCAUUCUGCGCCAUCAAAUUUUAACUGGGGUUCCACUAAGCACGUCGAGGAGCUUCCAGACAAAAAUAAAUUUCUUCCGCUUUGUGAACAAGUUGUUUAAGAGCUUGCAGCUAGAUUAGAAACAUGCGCCAAAUAAUAAAGCUCACAGAACUAAACAGAAAUAUCUGGGAAUGCCACUGCGUCGCUCUCUUUAUUUAUUGAUUCAAGCAUAUUCACCAUACAUACAGGGUGUCCCAGAAGUCGACGUCAAGCCGAAACUGGGUGAUAGGCAAAGUCAUAACAGCU